GCGGCGGCAGUGGAGUCGCUUCGCCGAGUAUAGGACUCCGGCACUUGGCUUGGCGUUUGCCGUGUAUAGCAGCGGUGCCAGAGAGCAGCAGCGCCGCAAAAGCGGGGAGAGAAAAGCAUCGAGGGGAAUAACCCGCAACAAGUAGUCGUUUACAGUUAUAGUCAGUCCGUAUCAGGCGCUCGCUCAGCUGAGACAGCAGCACACAGACACGCGCGCGUAUCCGCGAAAAGCGUCCGCGUCUCGAGCACGCACAGCCUCUGGUGUCGCCGCGCUUGUGAUCGUCUCGACAGUACAUAUACCAUAGCUCCUCCACAGAGCGACAGAGAGAGAGAGAGAGAGAAAAAAGACUAGAGCUGUAAGCGCAACGACGUCCCAAAUUGUCAUUCGAGAUAACACGACGGAGUGGCGGAGCAUCGACGAGCGUGCGCGACAACCAAAAGAGAAACGACGACAAGUGCGCGCAACAAGUUCGAUCGCCUUCAACGAAUAGAGACGGGCAUCGAAAAUAUACAUGAAUGGUGUGACCGCGUGUGUUUGAUAAUACAUGUACGUGAAAGCGCACACUUGCGACUCUGCAUGUAUUCGCUUCUUCGGCCGUAGAUAUAGAUACAUACAUUAAAGCAAAAACGGAGCAGAGUGCGCGAUUACCGGCGACGAGCGACGAGCAGAACCAAGCGGCAGAACGAGAGAUUAGUGCUAUCGUCGAAAAACAGAAAGAGAGAGAAAAUAACGAAAAAAGAAGCAGCGAGCUCAGCAGCACCGAGGAGAUAUUGAAAUUUUGACGAACUCGAGCCACAGCGAUUUAUCUUGAGAUGACGAAAUCGAUGAUUAUCGACGACGAGACGGCACAAGUGUAUUAGGAAAAUUCAAGUGUGAAUACCUGUAUCGAUUUAUCGCGAGUUUAUUCAGUGCUAGUGAUUUCGGUGCUUCUGUGUUUUACUGGAAAAAGCAUAAAACCAAGUGCAUCGUCGCCAAGUCUCGAAGAAGAAAGAGAGAACUAGCGGAUGCUCUCCUGAGAUAAGUUCGGUAUUGGACUGCCGGCACAUCUCUCGAGGAGACAUCGGAGGAGGCCAGUGACCUCUGCCACUACACAUAUAUCCUGCGCAGCUGGACAAGCAAUAAAAGCUCGAUUGCAACGCGCGACACAGGCUUGUGAUUAGCAGCCAUAACCACCAUCACGACGAGGAAAGACAACAAAUACAAAACAAAAAUGAGGAACUUGGAAAGAGUAUCCGUGAGCGAUCAAGAUUCGAUCGAUCAAGAAAUGUACAUUGACCUGGACGACGUCUCGGUCGAUUCGCUAAGCGGCAAACGGAGUCGUACACAUCUGACAGAGGUAGGCGACGAAAGCGACAGCAGCGGCAGCGAGCGAGGCGCCAAACGAUCGAAAAGGCGCAACAGGGGCACGUCGUCGUCAACGUCAGCGAAUCGCCGGCGCAAGAGUGGCAUAUCGGCACGGGAGCGCACCUUGAGAAGGCUUGAAAGCAAUGAACGAGAGCGCAUGAGGAUGCACUCGCUCAACGAUGCUUUUGAGCAACUGCGAGAAGUCAUACCUCACGUAAAGAUGGAAAGAAAACUCAGCAAAAUCGAAACGCUCACGCUCGCCAAGAAUUACAUAAUGGCACUGACGAAUGUCAUAUGCGAGAUGCGCGGAGAGGAGCAGCCAUACACAUUCGUCGACGAGUGCGGGUCAAACAGCGGCGACAGCAGUCCUGGUCAGCUGGAGCUAAGCGGGCUCGAGCAAGCCGAGGAAGGAGAAUCAUCGCCGUCAUCGGCGCACGAGACCAACAAUAAUAGUCUCCUUCACGAGGACCUCGAGCGCAGGAUAUAAGCGCCCGGGCCGAAAGCGAGAAGAAAAGAAGCCAACCUUCGUGCACAUACACAAACACACACACUCAUACGUGCGCUCCGAAUCGAUCAUAAUAUCCCGGAUCUGAUAUUGCUAUUAUGACGCUAGACUACGCCAACAAGUGGAGAGAAGCGAGACAAGAGGCAGGAGAGAAGAGAGAAAAAAAAUUAACGUGCGCUGUGUGUUUAGGAUUGCGUUUGUGCGUGAUUAGCAGUGGGUUUUUUUUUGGAGAAUAUAUAUUGUACUUUCAACAUGUGUAGGUACUAGGAAAAAAAGGAGGAAACGCGGUUAAGGGUGAAACUGUGAUAGCGAUUCUGCGAAUGCGCUGAUUAUAGAGCAAACGAUGGAAUUACAUUAAGCGCAUAAUAUUAUAUUGUUUUCUUACUUUGCUCUCUUUUUCUGCGUGCUUUUAUUGUCAAUGACUGCGUAUUUAAUUUGUACCGUUCGAAAUCAAAUCGCGUGACCGAAUCGAAAUUUUACAUCCUUCUUUUAUGCCUGCAUUAAAUCAAGACUUGACGAAAUGCAAAAGAGCACGACAUAGUUCAUAAAAUAAGCGAUAGAAAAAAGAAGAAGAUGAAAAAUAAAUAAUGCGUCAGGCUUAACGAACAGCUGCAGCAGAUCAUCGUGUAUCUAUAUAAUAAUACGAGAAAAGUGCGCACUAUCUCAAGAGAGCCGUCCAAAUAGUGCAAUGAACAGUUAUUUAAGUGUACUACUUUGCGCGUAUACGAUUCGCUGAAAGAGCGAGGAAAAAAAACAGCGUGGAAAAUACUUAACGAGAACAACAACAACGACGUGAUGUGCGCAAAAGAUAUAUACAUAUAUACACGCUAUACAGUAUACAUAUAUAUAUUUAUAUAUUUUUUGGACUUUGUCUCGCUAACCCGCAUCAACUCAUGCGUAAAGUAGCGACAACGACAAAAAGACGCCUUUUUUUGUGAAACAGCGCUCCGUUAUACAUUUUUAAUACGAAAUUGUUAAAAAAAAUAAAAUAAAAUAAAAUCAUCACGGUUUGCGUAUGCAAGGCAACAAAUGCCGAGAAACAAUUUUCGGCAUAAGCACGCACAUCUCGAACACAUACACACACGCUCACGCGCGCGCUCACGAAAUAAUAUUUUUGCAUAUACCUGUGCAUUCCAUGAUGAUUAUAUAUACUACACAUAACAUACUACACACUGUACAUUAACAUGUUUUUAAAAGAAGAGAUAGAGGAGGAGAAGAGACUCUAUACAGCAUUCCUGAUGGCAAUGGUGAUGAUGAUGAUGAUGAUGAUGAUGAUGGCGGCGGCGGCUACAGCGGCGGUACCGAGAGGUUGUUUCGCGUUGGAACAUAUAACGGUUUUGAGAAAGCCCGAAAAACAAGCACACACCAUGCCAGCGACUCUCAUCAUUGCGUGUACUAUAGGUAUAUACAUGUAUAAAAGCGGCGUCAAUGAACUUGAUGCGAUUGCUCCGAUGGCAGAGUAUCGAUACGAUGAUUUCAAUAAACGACGAGAUGCGCGCGCGGCCACUCAAUUUUUGGCUUUAAACGGCUUUAUUGUCAAUCCGGCCUGUUCUAAUCACUAAAUUUCGAUGGAAUUUCAAACAUUAGUUUCAAAUUAAUUUUUCUCUAACAUGUACAUUAAAGGUCAGCGACCAGGCGUUAUUGAUCGACUGAAUUUUUUAAUAAGUGAUAAAUUUUAAUUUUAAUUGGCCGAGGAAGAGAAAAAUUAUUUAUG
Molecule: messenger RNA, 3563 nt
Organism: Trichogramma pretiosum
Lineage: Eukaryota; Metazoa; Arthropoda; Insecta; Hymenoptera; Trichogrammatidae
Product: protein dimmed-like
Exons: 6
Coding region: 1211-1831 (206 amino acids)
Molecular function (GO): protein dimerization activity
Source: RefSeq, a predicted model, not a curated record